AUGGAAGCGCCGAAGAAACGUAUACCGGAUAAUAUAAGGGCAGAAUUUGAAGACAGUACCGAUAGUGAAGCAAGCUUUACCGAUGAGGAAGAUUCGGAUGAGGAGCUACGCCAAGCGUUUCUUCGCAAUGAGCUGAAACCAGGUCUAAAUGUGAUAGUGCGCAAAGAAAAGGCACCGGUGAACGAUAAGAUACAGCUGAAAUCGGCACUCGAGACAUGCGUUCUCAAAGUCCCGUGGCUGGAGCGUAUGGAUCUUGUAAACGAUCUAGCUCCGCUCACACCCGAGCUGGCGAUACAAAUCGAAAAGCACGAGCAAAAGCGUGAAAACCAGUUCAAGGGCAACCGGAAGAUACCGUACGUUGCGCCCGAAGCCGAUACCGUGCUGAACGACUUCAAGCGCGAGAUUCUGUUCCACCGUCAGGCUCAGGCGGCCACUGUCGAGGGCAUUAGGAAGCUGCACGACCUUGGCGUCGCAACCAAGCGGCCGGACGAUUAUUUCGCCGAGAUGGCCAAAUCGGACGAACACAUGCAGCGCAUCCGGAAGGUGCUGCUCGACAAGCAGGAAGGUAUCGCGAAGUCGGAACGCAUUCGGCAGCUACGGGAGCAGCGCCGUAUCGGCAAGCUGAUACAGCGCCAGGCGACGGAGAAGCGCGACGAGGAGCGAAGAAAAAUGUUGGGCGACAUUAAGAAGUUCCGCAAGGGUAAGCUGGCCAACCUUGACUUCCUGGACGAUGACGAUGGUCCGCGGGGUGAGUUCCGGAAGUCGGGCAACGCGCCGGGCAAAGGUAAGAAGGGCAAGACGGUAAGCGCGAAACGGAAGGCACGUGAUGCAAAGUUUGGUUUCGGUGGACGUAAGAAGGGCAUGAAGCAGAAUACGAAGGAAUCGUGCAUUAACGAUGGCCCGCGAAGAAGCAUGGGUGGAGGGAAGGGACGGAAGAAGGGUGGCAAAGCGGGCGCAAACAGUCGACCAGGGAAGUCGCGCCGGGCACAGAUGAAGGGUGGUAAGGGUGGUGGGCGCAAGAAGUAA
Messenger RNA from Anopheles maculipalpis, 1026 nucleotides. Its product is annotated as probable rRNA-processing protein EBP2 homolog. The record is from RefSeq and is a predicted model, not a curated record. Lineage: Eukaryota; Metazoa; Arthropoda; Insecta; Diptera; Culicidae. The transcript is spliced from 2 exons. The coding region runs from base 1 to 1026 and encodes 341 amino acids. Gene Ontology annotation, biological process: rRNA processing; ribosomal large subunit biogenesis. Gene Ontology annotation, cellular component: nucleolus; nuclear periphery; preribosome, large subunit precursor.